CCCGCCCCCGGCCCAGAAGGCCGCGCCGGGAGAAGCUGAGCCCGCGGCCGCCGUCCAGCCCGCAGCAUGAGCGCGCCCGCCGCGACCCCCAUCUUCGCCCCCGGUGAGAACUGCACCCCGGCGUGGGGGGCGGCGCCGGCGGCCUACGACGCCUCGGACACGCACCUGCAGAUCCUGGGCAAGCCGGUGAUGGAGCGCUGGGAGACGCCGUACAUGCACGCCCUGGCAGCGGCCGCCUCCUCCAAAGGGGGCCGGGUCCUGGAGGUGGGCUUUGGGAUGGCCAUUGCAGCCACUAAGAUCCAGGAAGCGCCCAUUGACGAGCACUGGAUCAUCGAGUGCAAUGACGAAGUCUUCCAGAGGCUGCAGGACUGGGCUCAGAGGCAGCCACACAAGGUCGUCCCCUUGAAAGGCCUGUGGGAGGAGGUGGCACCUACCCUGCCAGAUGGUCACUUUGAUGGGAUCCUGUAUGACACGUACCCGCUGUCCGAGGAGACCUGGCACACACACCAGUUCAACUUCAUCAAGGGCCACGCCUUUCGCCUGCUGAAGCCAGGGGGCGUCCUCACGUACUGCAAUCUCACCUCCUGGGGCGAGCUGCUGAGGUCCAAGUACUGCGACAUCACGGCCAUGUUCCAGGAGACGCAGGUGCCGGCGCUGCUGGAGGCGGGCUUCCGGCGGGAGGACAUCCGCACCCAGGUGAUGGCACUGACCCCGCCCGCCGACUGCCGCUACUACGCCUUCCCGCAGAUGCUCACGCCCGUGGUCACCAAGCACUGAGCCCCCGGCCCCGCCACCAACCCUCCGGGCAGCAGCACGCCCGGCCCCCACCGCCCUCCUCCCGCCCCCGCCACCCCCACUCAGGGCCUUCGCACCUGGAAGCCUGGGCUCCGGGCGCCUGCAGCCCCGGGUUCAAGUUCCGGGGGCACCCGUGCUGGCCAGGUGACCUCGGGUAAGUGCCCCUCACCUUUGCGUCCCCGUCCCUAAAGUGGGAGCGCCACCUUCUACCUCCCUCCCAGGAUCAGGGGUUUGAAAUAAAAGCUAACACUGGGCCCGGCCAACCUGUA
Molecule: messenger RNA, 1064 nt
Organism: Choloepus didactylus (southern two-toed sloth)
Lineage: Eukaryota; Metazoa; Chordata; Mammalia; Pilosa; Megalonychidae
Gene: GAMT
Product: guanidinoacetate N-methyltransferase
Exons: 6
Coding region: 67-777 (236 amino acids)
Biological process (GO): creatine biosynthetic process
Cellular component (GO): nucleus; cytoplasm
Molecular function (GO): guanidinoacetate N-methyltransferase activity
Source: RefSeq, a predicted model, not a curated record